GAGUGAAACACACACAGUCGCUGUUAGUGAGAGGAGAAAUGGCUGAGAAAGGAGUUCAGCUGGACCGAGAAAUAAUCUCUUGUUCCGUCUGUCUGGAUCUACUGAAGGAUCCGGUGGCUCUUUCCUGUGGACACAACUACUGCAUGAAGUGUAUUAAAGCCCACUGGGAUGGAGAGGAUGAGAAGAGAAUCUACAGCUGCCCUCAGUGUAGGCAGACCUUCACACCGAGGCCUGUCCUGAUGAAAAACACCAUGUUAGCAGUUUUAGUGGAGGAGCUGAAGAAGACUGGACUCCAAGCUGCUGCUGCUGAUCACUGCUAUGCUGGAGAUGAAGACGUGUCCUGUGAUGUCUGCACUGGGAGGAAACUGAAAGCCUUCAAGUCCUGUUUAGUCUGUCUGGUUUCUUUCUGUGAGAAACACCUUCAGCCUCACUAUGAUGUGCCUCAGUUCCAGAAACACCAGCUGGUGGAGCCCUCCAAGAAGCUCCAGGAGAACAUCUGCUCUCUCCACGAUGAGGUGAAGAAGAUGUUCUGCCGCACUGAUCAGCAGUCUAUCUGUUAUCUCUGCUCUGUGGAGGAACAUAAAGGCCACGACACAGUCUCAGCUGCAGCAGAAAGGACGGAGAGGCAGAGAGAGCUGGAGGUGAGUCGACAAAACAUCCAGCAGAGAAUCCAGGACAGAGAGAAAGAUGUGAAGCUGCUCCAACAGCAGCUGGAGGCCAUCAAUGGCUCUGCUGAUAAAGCAGUGAAGGACAGUGAGGAGGUGUUCACCCACAUCAUCCAUCUGAUCCAGAAAACAAGCCGAGAUGUGGAGCAGCGGAUCAGAUCCCAGCAGGAGACUGAAGUGAGUGGAGUGAAAGAGCUGAAGGAGAAGCUGGAGCAGGAGAUCAGAGAGCUGAAGAGGAAAGACGCUGAGCUGAAGCAGCUCUCACACACAGACGAUCACAACCAGUUUCUCCACAACUACCCCUCAGUGUCAGCACUCAGUGAGUCCACACACUCAUCCAGCAUGGACAUCCGUCCUCUGAGACACUUUGAGGAGGUGACAGCAGCUGUGUCAGAGCUCAGAGAUCAUCUACAGGACAUUGUGAGGGACACAUGGACAAAGAUCUCAGUGACAGGGACUCAAGUGGAUGUUUCACUGUCAGAUUCACAAGCAGAGCCAAAGACCAGAGCUGGAUUCUUGAAAUAUUCACGUCAAAUCACUCUGGAUCCAAACACAGCACACAGAAACCUGUUAUUAUCUGAAGGGAACAGGAAAGUAACAUUUACGGGUCAACAACAGUCUUAUUCUGAUCAUUCAGAAAGAUUCACUGAAUAUCUUCAGGUCCUGAGUAGAGAGAGUCUGACUGGACGUUGUUACUGGGAGGUGGAGUGGAGAGGAGGAAAAGUAGUUUAUGUAGCAGUUGCGUACAAAAAUAUCAGCAGAGCAGGACGUGGAACUGAAUGUGGAUUUGGAUAUAAUGACAAAUCUUGGGCAUUAGAAUGGUCCCUAAACAGUUAUAAAUUUUGGUCCAACAACAUCCAAACUUCCGUCUCAGGUCCUUGGUCCUCCAGAGUUGGAGUGUACCUGGAUCACAGUGCAGGUAUUCUGUCCUUCUACAGCGUCUCUGAAACCAUGACUCUCCUCCACAGAGUCCAGACCACAUUCAUUCAGCAGAUACAUGCUGGACUUGGAAGUUAUUUUUCCAGAUCAAGUGCUGAAUUGUGUGAACUGAAGUAGACAGAGGUGAUUGAAGGU
This is a messenger RNA of Acanthochromis polyacanthus (spiny chromis), 1739 nucleotides long. RefSeq names its product tripartite motif-containing protein 16-like. The transcript has a single exon. The record is from RefSeq and is a predicted model, not a curated record. Gene Ontology annotation, molecular function: zinc ion binding; protein binding. NCBI's taxonomy places the organism in Eukaryota, Metazoa, Chordata, Actinopteri, Pomacentridae. The coding region runs from base 39 to 1721 and encodes 560 amino acids.